AUGUAUGCUAGCGCAUUAUCAUCGAUACUUAAUAAACAUACUUUAACUGACGAGAAUUUUACUGAUUGGAAAAGGAACCUAAAUAUUGUCCUAACCUUUGAGAAACUAAAUUUCAUACUGAACACACCUUGUCCUCCGGAGCCACUUGUUGAUGCUCCUAAUGAGAUUUUCCUAGCAUAUCAAUGCUGGAAGGACUCUAACGAUAUGGCUCGCUGUUAUAUGAUGGCGAGCAUGUCCACUGUGCUUCAAGUACAACAUGAAGAUUACAAAACUGCUCGUCAGAUUAUGGAUAAUCUUGAGGACAUGUUCGGCGGCCAAGCCGUUAAAAACGUCGGGAAGCCCUAA
This is a messenger RNA of Morus notabilis, 345 nucleotides long. RefSeq lists its product as uncharacterized. Bases 1 to 345 code for a protein of 114 amino acids. The record is from RefSeq and is a predicted model, not a curated record. The transcript has a single exon. Lineage: Eukaryota; Viridiplantae; Streptophyta; Magnoliopsida; Rosales; Moraceae.